Molecule: messenger RNA, 1614 nt
Organism: Prunus dulcis (almond)
Lineage: Eukaryota; Viridiplantae; Streptophyta; Magnoliopsida; Rosales; Rosaceae
Product: 3-ketoacyl-CoA synthase 19-like
Exons: 1
Coding region: 1-1398 (465 amino acids)
Biological process (GO): fatty acid biosynthetic process
Cellular component (GO): membrane
Molecular function (GO): acyltransferase activity, transferring groups other than amino-acyl groups
Source: RefSeq, a predicted model, not a curated record
AUGGAGGUCUUGAUGGUGACGUGUUUGCUUGCUCUUUUCUAUGGUCUCUCCAGCCUCCUUAAGAUAGUUCUGCGUAUGAGAGACCAGGCCUGCUACCUGCUGGCCUAUGAGUGCUACAUGCCCACCGAUGACAUGAUGAUCAGCACUGAUUCUUGUGUCAAAAUCGUCACACGAAACAAGAAUCUAGGGUUGGAGGAGUUCAGGUUUCUCUUGAAAACAACUGUCAAUUCUGGCAUCGGUGAGGAAACUUAUUGCCCAAAAAACAUCAUUGAAGGCCGAGAAGAUGAUGCAACCCUAGUAGAUGAGCUUUUGGAGAUGGAAGAAGUCAUCUUCGACACACUGGACAAGCUUUUUGCUAAGUUUAGUGCAAUUUCUCCAUCACAAAUCGACAUUCUUGUGGUCAAUGUGUCCAUGUUCAGCCCUGCACCCUCUCUAACAUCCCGUAUAGUAAACCGCUACAAGAUGAGGGAGGACAUCAAGACCUUCAACCUCUCAGGAAUGGGCUGUAGUGCAAGCCUAAUUGCCAUUGAUGUUGUGCAAAACCUAUUCAAGUCGUAUAAGAACGUGAACGCCAUUGUUGUAAGCACAGAAUCCAUAUCUCCUCAUUGGUACUGCGGCAAAGAAAAAUCCAUGAUGCUCACAAACUGUCUGUUUCGCUCGGGAGGGUGUUCGAUGUUGUUCACAAACAACAGAGACCUAAAGCACCAAGCCAAGUUGAAACUAAAUCAUUUGGUGAGAAUACAUACUGGCUCAAGUGAUGAAGCAUAUAACUGUUGUAUACAGGUGGAAGAUGAAAGUGGAUAUAAAGGUUUCCGCCUUACCAAAUACCUUGUAAAAGCAGCAAGUGAGGGAUUUACAAUGAACCUACAAGUUCUAUUACCAAAAGUGCUUCCACUGAGAGAAAUACUUAGGUACCUGGUGGUAUCUAAGCUUAAAAGUGCCAAAAGCCAAAAGCUAAAAGCAGAUGAGGGAGUUGGGUUGAAUCUUAAGACCGGGAUUGAGCACUUUUGCAUUCACCCUGGUGGAAGAGCAGUCAUAGAUGGGAUUGGUAAGAGCUUGGGGCUAACUGAUUAUGAUGUUGAGCCAUCUAGAAUGGCACUUCACAGGUUUGGGAAUACAUCAGCUGCUGGGUUUUGGUAUGCUUUGGGAUACAUGGAGGCCAAGAAGAGGCUCAAGAAGGGUAACAAAAUUCUGAUGAGUGGAUUUGGAGCAGGUUUUAAGUGCAACAAUAUUGUGUGGGAAGUGCUGAAGGAUUUGGAUGAUGCAAAUGUUUGGAAAGACUGCAUAGACAGCUACCCUCCUAAUACCCUAGUCAAUCCAUUCGUGGAGAAGUACAGUUGGAUCGAUGAUGAAAUUCUAAACUUUGUUAGGUUUGAUUUUUCUCAAUUAGCUACUUAAGUUUGGACUAUGUUGCACGGGUACAAAUACGAAUGCACCAAUACAAUACCAUUCGCCGAUACGACAAAUCUCAAAAAACUAGGAUACUGGUAAGGCAUCCUUAUGGUGAUUAAAAUAAUAUAUAUUAUAUAUGAGUUUUGGUAUGUUAUUAGUUAAGUUUGACAUUUUCCUUGCCUGUUUGAUGGAAGUUGCUCAAUAAAGGGUACCUGUUGUACA